AUGAGGCUGGGACUGGUGUGUUUCCUCAGCUUUGUGUGGCUGUCGGAGUGCGCGCCUCCGACCUGCUACUCUAGAGCGCUCGGCCUGAGCAAAGAAAUAAUGGAUCUGCUGGACAAAAUACACACCCUCAAUCGUACGAAAACAUGUGCUGAGUUCCUUCCUACGAUCUUCCUUGAUGUGCAUAACUCAUGUGUCACAACCAAGCUCCGUGACUUUCUCUACCUGUUGCUGAACCAUCCACACCAGCACUGCAGAGAGCGUCCAAGAAUGGUGCUGUUGAAGCGUAAAGUCCAGAACUUGCACACGAUCAUCACAAGAAUUUGUUACCGGGACCUGGUGUUUUUCACAAAUGACUGCGAGGCUAUUGAUACUGGACACAGCAGACCUCACUACGCUGAGGACAGACUUCAGCUUCUGCAAGAGGAGAGAUGAGCAACACGAGAGAAGAGACAACAGAUGUACAGCGGCCUGUAACAUUCAUAAAAAAACUGCAGUAUGUAGAAUGGUAAAGCAUGUACUAUAAACACAACAGCCUGCAGUGUAUUACAUUGCUUGUUUCAUGUCCUACCUAGUUGGGUGCGUGUGUUAGCUGCAGACUCAUGUUAGUGGACAUGUGUGGUUACAUUCCAGCAAGGAGUGCAGAACUUUCCACAGGAAAUUUGCUGAAUGCCAACCAUGCCGAUGGAAACCUUGAAAUAAUAAAGCAAUAAGAGAUGCUUGUGAGUCGGGCUUAACUGCUGCUUACUUACCAGGGCUGAUCAAAGGUUCAUGUGUCAUUAAGAGAAAUAUGUCAUGUUGCCAUAACCCUCGGACUGACUAACAUGUCUUAAAGGAGCAUUAUACAGCAUUUAGUAAACAUUUGAAGGGUUGAACAUGGUGGUUGAGAAUGUUAUGUAAGGAAUAGAUGUCCUAAGCAUUGCUUUCCCACAGCUGUACAGUAUGUUCCUUUAUACAUUUCUUGCAUCCAAACUAUUUUUAGUUUUGUUUCAUCUCAAGUUACCAUAGUGCUGCUGCUUGUACUCAAAGACAAGUCAAUGUUUUCAUGACCUUAAAUAAAUGGAUAUAAAAUAAUGGAGCUCUCACUGCCAUAGACACAUUAGAAACAUUCAUAUUUUUUGUAGUUUACCGGGCAUUCUUUAUAUGUACUUAAUGACAAUAUAUGUCUUAUAUUGUGUAAUAAACCUCUGUAUGUAUCAACUUUUUUAUGUUUCUGUUGAUUUAUUUUCUAAAAUUGUCUCCAGAGUCUCUGCCAGCUGUUUCUGGGAAACACCGCACAUACGCUGUCAAGACUAAACUGGUUCAUGUUCUGAAGAAGUGAAGUGAAGUCAUUUUCACUCUUGUGCAUUUAUUGUAAUGUUCGUCACUACUGGAUAAAAAUAGAGCUGUAUUUUUGAGCAACCAUUGUUUUAAGCAAAGUACAAAAAGCAUUUUCACUCUAUAAACCAAAACAUUUGAUUAACUGUGAGAGAGGAGUGUGGUUUAACACAAACCACACUGUCUUUCAUUUAGCGAGCAAAACUUAAAGUAAACAUUAACUCUCCCAAUGAUGAAAUGUAGCUAUUCAUGUAUUUUGGACAAAUAAAUAAUGGUGCUGUU
Molecule: messenger RNA, 1596 nt
Organism: Thunnus maccoyii (southern bluefin tuna)
Lineage: Eukaryota; Metazoa; Chordata; Actinopteri; Scombriformes; Scombridae
Gene: cytl1
Product: cytokine-like protein 1
Exons: 4
Coding region: 1-432 (143 amino acids)
Biological process (GO): positive regulation of transcription by RNA polymerase II
Source: RefSeq, a predicted model, not a curated record